Messenger RNA from Pelobates fuscus (common spadefoot toad), 1152 nucleotides. Its product is annotated as olfactory receptor 5AC2-like. Bases 1 to 1152 code for a protein of 383 amino acids. The transcript is spliced from 4 exons. Gene Ontology annotation, molecular function: olfactory receptor activity; odorant binding. NCBI's taxonomy places the organism in Eukaryota, Metazoa, Chordata, Amphibia, Anura, Pelobatidae. Gene Ontology annotation, cellular component: membrane. Gene Ontology annotation, biological process: detection of chemical stimulus involved in sensory perception of smell; G protein-coupled receptor signaling pathway. The record is from RefSeq and is a predicted model, not a curated record.
AUGCCCUACCUUUGGCCUCGCUUUAGGCCUGCUACGCCUUUUAAUGUCUGUGCCAAAUUUUUGUACCAGUCUGAACCUGAUAGAGAGAGUCAGGAAGCCUGGAAUUGGUAUGAUGGCAGGCCCAACUGGCCAUUGGGCAAAUGCCGGUGGACCCCGAUGGCCAUGGGCAGGCAAGAGAGAUCAGAGGAUCUCCCCUGCCAGCCUUUGCAGGAACUUUGGAAAAUGGAAAAUACCACCACUUCUCCAUCCUUUUUUAUACUAAUUGGGCUGCGGGAGAUGGAGGCAUUUAAAUAUCUGUAUUUUGUGGUAGGUCUUGGGAUUUAUGUAACUACAAUGCUCCUGUGUCCUCUUCUCUCUUUCACUAUAUGGACUGAGCCGAGUCUCCACGAGCCGAUGUAUAUCUUUAUCUGUAAUCUGAUUAUUAAUGCAAAUUGUAUGAGCACAGCUUUUCUCCCGAAGCUAAUGAAUGACUUACUUACUGACUCGGAACUUAUUUCCUAUAAUGGAUGCCUUGUUCAGGCUUUCGCCAUCCAGAGCUUUGCUUGUGUAGAUAUUUUUAUGUUUACCAUUAUGGCUUAUGAUAGAUAUUUAGCCAUUGGGAAUCCUUUAAGGUACACAACGCUAAUGACAAACAAAAAAGCACUUCAAGUCACUGGUGUCAUUUGGGUUUUUAGCCUGAUUUUUGAAUCUGUGCCUGUAGUAAGAAUUAUGAUGCUCUCUAUGUGCGGAUUUGAAAUUUCUAAUGUUUACUGUGAAACAAUGUCUCUCUAUAAACUAGUAUGUGGUGAUGCUUUUGCAACUAUGCUUUGGGGAACCACCAUGACUCUUUUCUUAAUUCUCCCCAGCUUUCUCAUAAUAAUCUAUAGCUAUAUUAAGACAUUUCUAAUAUGUAUGAAGAUCUCUAAACAAGCAUCUCAGAAAGCAAUCAAUACUUUGGCCACUCACAUCAUUGCUUUCUCUAUUUUUAUGAUUGGAUCAUUAUUUAUUGUUUUUCGGUAUAAAAUAAAUGGUGGACCCGUUUCAAGUUCUGUGCAGCUCGUCCUUGCAUUAGCGGCUGGCAUUGUUUGUAUGGCUGUUAGAGAUGAUAAUGUUGAGACAUUUGUGCAACAUCGUACCAUUGAUGGAAGAAUAAGUGAAUGGAUGGAUGAAUAG